GGCCCAGGCUGGGUAUCAAAAAGGCUCUGCAGAGUGAGCAGGCCACAGCUCUGCACCCAGCAGUCAGUCAGACAGCCUUCGCCUGGUCCCUCCAGCUUGCCAACAGCGGGCACCCAGCAACAGUCUGCUUAGAGAAGCCUUGCUCUCCAGCGUGAUUGCGCUGACACUGCUCUGUGGCUUUCUCUACCUGCUGUGGGUUGUUGCUGCCGUUCCAGAAGGGAGCAGAGGGAUGGCCGGGAGCGGAGUCAGGAGCCGGGAGCGUGCCUUCGUCCCAGAGCCUUUCGAUGGAGCCAGUGUGGCCCCACACCUCUGGCUGCAUCGCUUUGAGGUCAUCAACCACCUCAACCACUGGGACCACAUCACCAAGCUGAGGUUCCUGAAAGAGUCCCUCAGGGGAGACGCCCUGGGGGCCUUCAACGGUCUCAGUCCCGAGGACCAGGGAAACUACGGGGCUGUGAAAGAGACCCUCCUGAAGACCUUCGGGGGGCCUGAAGCUGCCCACAGCCACCUGCCCAAGGAGAUCGUCUUUGCCAACAGCAUGGGUAAGGGCUACUACCUCAAAGGGAAAAUUGGCAAAGUGCCCGUGAGGUUCCUGGUGGACUCCGGGGCCCAGGUCUCCGUGGUCCACCCAAGCUUGUGGGAGGAGGUCACCGAUGGCGACUUGGAUACGCUGCGGCCCUUUGAAAAUGUGGUGAAAGUGGCCAACGGGGCCGAAAUGAAGAUCUUGGGCGUCUGGGAUACAGCGGUGUCCCUGGGCAAGCUGAAGCUGAAGGCAGCCUUCCUAGUGGCCAACGCGAGUGCAGAGGAAGCAAUCAUUGGCACCGACGUGCUCCAGGACCACAACGCCGUCCUGGACUUCGAGCACCGCACGUGCACACUUAAAGGGAAGAAGUUCCGCCUUCUGCCAGUGGGAGGGUCCCUGGAAGAUGAGUUCGACCUGGAGCUCAUAGAGGAGGAGCCCUCCUCAGAGGAGCGGGGGCAGCAGCUCUCUUGUUGAGAAGCUCCCUUUGCCUCAUCCCUAAGAUAUUGGUGGGAGGACCCACCGUGGUGGAGGGGACAGGCACGUCUCCUCAGCGGGUCACUGGACUUGGCCAGCCCUCUGAAACCAACUCCCCCGCUCCUGCUCCCCUCCCUUUCCUGCUCCCCUCCCUGCUCCUCCCUCUGCAGGGGCCUUUAUCUGCCCUGCUCAGGGGAAGCUUCCAUUGGAAAAGGAACAGGUGAGGAGAGUAGGUUGGCUGUCUCAGAGGGGAGAGGAUCCUUGUGGUUGUCACACUGCUGUUGGUGGCAAAGACUUGGAGGCCAGAAGAAAGUUCCAAGAAGGCUACAGUGAUGGUCUUUGAGAGAGGACUGGGGGACCCCUUCAGCUCCCCGGAGAUGUGGCUCGAUCACCUGUGGGCCAGGUAGUCUGACUCGACUGGGCUAGGUCCUGGCUGCAGGGUCCUUACAAGUAAGACCCAACCCUCAAGGCCAGGGUGAUGGCUGCUCUGGGAUUCUUCACUGUUGGGUCUUCCCACCUGCAAACUGUGUUUCCUUCUGUCAUUUGCUUUGAAACCCACUGCGUCUUGCGCCAAUAAUUUAUGACUUCAAACAGCAAUAAAGGAUGACUCAUGGAAAAA
Molecule: messenger RNA, 1616 nt
Organism: Capra hircus (goat)
Lineage: Eukaryota; Metazoa; Chordata; Mammalia; Artiodactyla; Bovidae
Gene: ASPRV1
Product: aspartic peptidase, retroviral-like 1
Exons: 1
Coding region: 230-997 (255 amino acids)
Biological process (GO): proteolysis
Cellular component (GO): membrane
Molecular function (GO): aspartic-type endopeptidase activity
Source: RefSeq, a predicted model, not a curated record